AUGCAUUGUGCCAAGUAUAUUGAGAUGUUCCAUUCUGAAACUCCAGAUGUUAACAAAAACAUCAUAAUUAAUGCAUUGAAGGAGGAAAGUAGUGUUUUGAGACUUAUUUUGUCAACCAGUGCCCUGGGAAUGGGUUUAGAUGUAAAAAAGUGUAGUGGAGUGGUAUUAUUUGGACCUCCAAAUAAUCUGGUAGAUUUGCUGCAAGAAAUAGGGCGAGUGGGGAGGGAUGGAAAUCCAUCAGUUGCCAUUAUCCUAUACAAUGGAUACCACUUGCAGAAGUUGAAACCGGAAGCUAAGGCAAUUCUUAAAGCUAAAGAUUGUAGGAGAAAGGAUCUGAUGCGUAAUUUCCUCAGAAAUUCAGACUUGGAUGAUUUGAUGAAGAAAGAAAGCAGGAAACAUUCAUGCUGUGACUUGUGUACUAAGUCUUGUAAUUGUGAAUCCUGUGAUAUGUUACCUCUUGAGAAGUUAUUUCUGUCAGAACAAGUUGUUGAGGAGCUCGAGGAGCAAGAAGAUUCUGCUGUUUCAGAUAGCGAUACUGAAGACUACAAUUUGUCGGCCUAUGAAUACUUCGAAGAUCUUGAUAUGGCUUUAUUAGAAAUACAAGAUGAUUAA
Mytilus californianus (California mussel) is the source of this 612-nucleotide messenger RNA. RefSeq names its product ATP-dependent helicase wrn-1-like. The transcript has a single exon. The record is from RefSeq and is a predicted model, not a curated record. Gene Ontology annotation, cellular component: nucleus; chromosome; cytoplasm. Lineage: Eukaryota; Metazoa; Mollusca; Bivalvia; Mytilida; Mytilidae. Bases 1 to 612 code for a protein of 203 amino acids. Gene Ontology annotation, molecular function: four-way junction helicase activity; 3'-5' DNA helicase activity. Gene Ontology annotation, biological process: double-strand break repair via homologous recombination.